CUAAUUUAACCAAAUCUUAGAGAGUGAAACGUAAAUAUUCCAACCGAUUAAAAGGAAACCCGUUUCUUGAUUUUGAACAUUGAAGAAAAACCACAAUGCCAAUCAAAUGGGUUUUACAUUGGCAGCCCAAUGCAGGCGCCUCAGUUAACACCCAAAUUCUUACGGAAGUGUCACAAUGUGUUGAGGGAAUCAAUGGCGUCAAGGAAGGAAGGUGGAAAUCUACUAUCAGCUUCUAUAAGCCCAUUGUCAGAGAUGCAACGAACACUUCGUUGGAAUUUGCUCGUGAUUUUUUGGGGAUUUCGCUCCAAGAGCACCCCGGUAAGUACUAUUUUGUGCUAAGAGCGCAGCGCAUGAUCGUGGAGGCAGAAUCAUCGAUUCAGACAAUUAUGGAAAAAUUGCAGUCUUACAAAACAAGGGUUGCUCUUAAUUUUGAGGGAGUUCAAUAUCAAGUAGGGGACUUCCAACUCCGUGUGGGAAAAGUUAUUACAGUCCAGCACGACAGUCUGAGGGGAAUAGUUAUGGAGAUGGAGUAUCUACCUAUUUCAUCAUGGGAAAAAUCACACAAGAUCAUGGGCGAAUUCUUCGAUAUAUGGCAGGAAGCUCUCUCAAAAAGAUCAUUGCCAGGUCAUUUUGUCCAUAUUGAGCCAAACUUCAGAGAAUAUGGUCUGUCGGAUGAAUACAGUCCGCAGCACACGGCUGCACAAUAUACUGGUAUUAUGGCUCAGCUGAUAGCCACGGCCCAUUCAGCUCAAGCAGCUCAAGCAGCUCACGCAGUUAGACAGUAGACUUGGGAAUUUUACUGGAUAGUAUCAGUAUGUAUCUGUAUCUCCCAUGCUUCAGAAAAGGAUAAUCUAGGCCUAAACAGUUCUCAUUUUGUAAUCAGAUUUGCAAGUUAAUUGAUAGACAAACAUGGUUUGAAGAAUAUUACUUUGUACCACAAAAGUGCCAACAUUGCAUGUAUCCAUUAUUACUCUCAAUUUCUAAUUUUGAAUGUUUCAACUCAUUUUAAAGGAAA
Molecule: messenger RNA, 1015 nt
Organism: Oldenlandia corymbosa var. corymbosa
Lineage: Eukaryota; Viridiplantae; Streptophyta; Magnoliopsida; Gentianales; Rubiaceae
Source: the annotation of a GenBank genome assembly